This is a messenger RNA of Helobdella robusta, 588 nucleotides long. RefSeq lists its product as hypothetical. Lineage: Eukaryota; Metazoa; Annelida; Clitellata; Rhynchobdellida; Glossiphoniidae. The transcript has 2 exons. The record is from RefSeq and is a predicted model, not a curated record. Bases 1 to 588 code for a protein of 195 amino acids.
AUGGCCCAAGUGACGACACUAACAACUGAAACAUCAAUGACAAUAGCAACAACAACAUUGGCAUACAGGACAUUAACAAUGAAAACCAACGCGAACAAAAGCAUUAACCCACUCAACAAUGACGUCAUCGUCAACAACAUCAACAUUAACAACAACAAUAAUAACAACAUUAACAACAAAAUUAUCAACAACAACACCAACAACAAUUAUACCGACAACGAUUUCAAAAACAAGAUGAACAUCCUCACAGCCAACGCAAUAAACAACAAGAACAACAAUAAUAAUAACAAAAGCAACAGCAACAACAACAACAACAUCAGAUGUACCUUCAUCCACAUCUUCCUCCUCGUAGUUCUAAUGACGUCAUCGUCGCCAUGUUUGGCGGCCAUAUUGGGAUGCAUGGAGGGUAGGAUGAGAUGUCUGGAGAUGGAAGAGUGCGGUCACGUGCUCACGUCCGUUGACCGUGUGUGUGAUCAAUCCAAAAUACUCGAUCGACGUGUUUCGAAAAUAACAUACCGACAAAAUCAAUGCGAUAAAUACCGAUUCGUUAGAAAAAAGAUGCCCAACUCGAGGGAAAUAACGAAAUAA